GCCAUUUCUGUAGCAUUAAAUCAACAAAUUACUGGUGAUGCCAGAGGACAGAGCGCUCUGUGUGAAGCUUGUUUAGUUGCUUGUCAACACUUGGGUGCAACAGCUAUGGGGGGAGGGAGAGCGGCUCAGAUACAGAGGCUGAGGACUAAUUAUUAUCCGAAAGGGCUUCAUUUGAAAGUAAAAUGAUAACAUUUUAAUUUCAUCUCUUAAUGAAGCAAUACAAAUUUGUUAAUUAGAGCGAUUGUUUGAGUGACAGGCAUGUAACCAAGCUGUCAUUUCUUCUUCACAGUUGACAGAUCCGUUCAGGCCCAUGCUGAGGAAACCUGGAAAGUGGUGCGCUAUGCAUGUCCACAUCGCCUGGCAGAUAUACCAUCACCAACAGAAAGUCAAGAAACAGAUGCAGUCUGAUCCGCACAAGCUGGACUUUGGCCUGAAACCAGAAUUCCUGAGCAGGCCACCAGGUCCCAGCCUUUUUGGAGCCAUCCAUCACCCCCAUGACCUGGCCCGGCCCUCAACUCUCUUCUCCACAGCCAGCGGGGGUCAUCCAGCCGGCACCCCUUUUGGCCCACCGCCUCACCACAGCAACUUCCUCAACCCAGCUGCUCACUUAGAGCCUUUCAAUCGACCUGCUUCCUUCAGUGGCCUCACUGCAGUGGGUAGUAACGCCUUCGGGGGACUGGGGAACCCCACAGUCACACCCAACUCAAUGUUCGGCCACAAGGAUGGCCCCAGUAUGCAGAGCUUUAGCAACCCUCACGAGCCCUGGAACCGACUGCACCGAACUCCUCCUUCGUUCCCGACCCCUCCGCCCUGGCUGAAGCCAGGAGAGCUGGAGCGCAGUUCAUCUGCUGCAGCUCAUGACAGAGAUAGAGAUGUAGAUAAACGAGACUCAUCUGUUAGUAAAGAUGACAAAGAAAGGGAGAGCAUUGAGAAAAGACACUCCAGCCAUCCUUCGCCAGCACCUAUCCAUCCAGUAAACUCCCUCGGACAUAAUCGCAGCUCAAAUGAGCAGAUCAGGAGCCAUCUGAAUCCCGAGGUUCGAGAGAAAGAGAAACCCAAAGAACGAGAGAGGGAUCACUCCGAAUCUCGGAAGGAAAUUAAUGUUGAAGAGCACAAGGUGAAGGACAACUAUGUUUCAGAGAAAGAAGGCCUGAGCCAUGAAAGCCGAGUGGUGGAAGAGUCUAAGCAAAUGCCCAGGGUUCCUUCACCCUAUGCUAGGCCCCCCGUUGUGGAAGGCACCAGGCCUAACAGUACUUCAAACCGUGAGGCUGAGAGGAAGAGUGAGCCGGCAUACGAUAAUCCGAAGAAAAGCAACGAAGUCAAAGUGAAGGAGGAGAGAAAAGAAGACCAUGAUGUUCAACCUGAGGGACCUCAGACUCACAGAUCAACUGAUCAGCCACCACCUAUAUCUACAUCCAACGUCCAUCCAAGUCCUUUAGUGUCUAUGCCCAUGACUGUAGGUGUAGCUGGUAUACAUCACAUGAACAGCAUCAGUGGCCUGGAUAGGACUCGCAUGAUGACCCCUUUUAUGGGAAUUAGCCCGAUUCCUGGUGGAGAACGUUUCCCCUAUCCUUCUUUCCACUGGGAUCCAAUGAGAGAUCCCUUAAGAGAUCCAUACAGAGAGCUAGAUAUUCAUCGGAGAGACCCCCUGGGCAGAGACUUUUUGCUGAGAAAUGACCCCCUUCAUCGUCUUUCUACGCCAAGAUUAUAUGAAGCAGACAGGUCAUUCAGGGAUCGGGAACCUCAUGACUACAAUCACCACCACCAUCACCACCACCCUCUCUCUGUUGACCCUCGACGUGAGCAUGAAAGGGGCAACCACCUGGAUGAGAGGGAGCGGUUGCACAUGCUCAGAGAGGACUAUGAACAUGCACGCCUGCACUCAGUUCACCCUGCCGCCUUGGAUGGGCACCUGCCUCACCCAAGCCUGAUCACGCCAGGACUGCCCAGCAUGCACUACCCCAGAGUCAGUCCUCCAACAGGACACCAAAAUGGCAUCCUCAACAAAACUCCCCCCACAGCAGCUCUCAGUGCCCCUCCACCUCUUAUUUCUACUCUGGGACCUCGGCCUGGGUCUCCCAGAAGGACUACUCCUCUGUCAACAGAGAUGAGAGAGAGGCCUCCUUCUCACACCCUCAAGGACAUUGAAGCUCGAUAAAGAGAGUAAGACUAAAUAAAAACCAGAGAAAGAGGGACAGAAAGUUGUAAACAAACAUAAUAUAAAGACCUUCUUACUAGUCAUUGAUACAGACUGGGGAUGUGACCCACUGUACAAUAUGUAUAGACCUGAGUGCAAAGAUUUUGAAAUGGUUUUUUUGUAUAUUAUAUGUUGAAAUUUUCCAGAUCUUUUAGCCAAGUUCAUGUUCCUCGUGUCUCCUCUAUUUUAUUUCUAGUUUAAAAAUUUCAGAGUUUGAACUGAAGAACAAGACAUUAAUCUGAAUGAUUUGACUAGCAACAAGCCACCACCAAUGUCAACCAUACAAAGCUCUUUCAGACCAGAAGUGAAGACAAUUGUAGAUAUUUAUGUAAAAAGAUUGCUUCAUGGGUUAAUGGUUCAUAUAUGCAAAAAGGGUAAGAUGAAAGCUUUACUUUGUACAAAUGUAAAUAGAUAAAAUUAAGUAACAUAAUACAUUAAUACUUCUUAAACUGUGCUAUUUGCAAACUUAAUAUUGAUCAACACAGUCUGCUUAUGCUGUGUUACAUAUAUUGUUAUAGACAGCUAAACCCCUUCAACUAUGCAAUGAAUUUUAAGGCUUUUCACAAAAGCCUUUAUAACUCAAAGGAGCCUUUUCAACACACAACAUAAUUAAAGUCAUAUUUUCCCUGAACAAGCUCAUCUAUAAUAGAAACCUCUUUCUCUUGCUUGUUUUGAUGAAGAAACACCCCAUUACAAGUGUCAUUUUCUGUCUGAUCCCCUGCACCAAGAGGCUGAUGUUACUGUAGCUCAUGUACUCCUUAGAACACAUCAGGGUUAGCAGUCUGUAACCUCUGGUACUGUAGUUGUACAGAUUCAGUUUCAGUCACAUUAAUCUGGGUUAAAUAAUCAAAUACUGGAUAUUUUCCAGAACUUUGUCACUUCACAUGUCAAAUUUAUUUUGGAAGAACAUCUGCUUAUAGCUAUUCAUGUCUGGGUUUAUUGCCGGUGUGGCGUUUUUGUCUGUACACACACUGGCUUGGGCUUUUUUAAGUGAUUUUUAGCUACAUUGAAACAAAUCCUACAAGAAAGGUAAUACUUUUCUAAAUGAUGGAUAUGUUUUCACUGUGGAUCAGUAGUUGAAUUAAUGAACUCUGAUGCAGAUUUCAUAAUGCAGUUUCCUGUACUUCAGUUGGUAAUAAAGUCUGUGCAUAGCUAACAGGCCAGCCUUGUUGUUCCCUAAUCACAGAAGACAUGAAAUAACCUGCAGAUCAUGGUCCUUUGGAAAGAUGUGCAUCGGUCUUCUGAAACCUGUCUUUUCAUAACACAGUUUUUUAUAACGUGUUCAGUUUCUUGUCUAAAUAUUUGGAGAGAAUAUGACUUUAUCAGAGAGAAUUCACUAUCUUGUCUACUGGACUGUAAAAUAUAUGUAUGAAAUAAAAUUAGUUCCAUUGGUCUUCUAGUGUAUGAAAGUGCUAUCUGAAGUUGUUACCCUGUUUUGGCAAAAAAGAAAAAGGAAAAAAAAAAUAAAAAAGUUACCUACAGACAGUUGUUUCUAAUGCUCAGAGAUCUAUUUUAGUAGUCAACUGAAGGUUUAGUUGUGAGCUUCAGAUUUUGUGAACUCCAGAUGUUGUGCAGUGGUUCUUUUCUUUCCUUCCUUUUUUUUUCUUUUUUUUUUUUUUUGUUUGGUUUUGGUUUGUUUGGGUUUUUUUUUAAGAACAAAAGGAAAACUAAAAAAAAAAAAAACCCAACCCUGAAGAAUAUGUACACUGGAACCGUAGUGGUAGCUUUCAGUAUUGUAAAGAGAUUGUUAUAUACGAACCUUUUUGCUGUUUAUCCUGUAUGUAAUAAAGUCCUUUCUAGAUCCUAUGUGAAAAGCAAAGUGAAGCGGCUCUCAAUCUUCAGCAUGUUUCCUCAUCAGCGAAGACUUGUGUGAUGUAAAUUGUGCCAUGUUAUUAAAAAAUGUGAACUAAA
This is a messenger RNA of Neopsephotus bourkii (Bourke's parrot), 4108 nucleotides long. It is a transcript of the gene AUTS2, whose product is annotated as activator of transcription and developmental regulator AUTS2. Bases 311 to 2158 code for a protein of 615 amino acids. The record is from RefSeq and is a predicted model, not a curated record. The transcript has 7 exons. NCBI's taxonomy places the organism in Eukaryota, Metazoa, Chordata, Aves, Psittaciformes, Psittacidae.